Messenger RNA from Trichobilharzia regenti, 1702 nucleotides. The record is from the annotation of a GenBank genome assembly. NCBI's taxonomy places the organism in Eukaryota, Metazoa, Platyhelminthes, Trematoda, Strigeidida, Schistosomatidae.
GUAAGUAAUAGGACUUACAAUGGUGCAUAAACGACGAUAUUUCCUCAUCUUCUAAAAUACCUUGUCUCAAAAAUAAUGUUCCCCAUUCCGUGCCGUCCAAAUGAGCUGCAGCUGUCAAGGGAUGAACUGUUCUGGAAUAUUUCAAAGAUCCAUAACCACCAAAAAGUAACGAGAAGCAAGAUCCAAGAAAUCUUAAGUUUUAUUUAAGCUCUCCAAACUGUUAUUUUAUACUAAGUCACACAAGAACCUAUUAAAUAUAACAUUCCUCACAAUCAACAAACGUGAAAAACAGUCAAUCUGAUACACGCAAGCGCAUGGUGUUAGAAAUUGAACCCGCCACCAUGGAAACAAAGAAGUCCAUGACCCUGAAGUGUUGAAAUACUCGUUUCGUUAUGUCAUACUACAGGGGUUUGAUUAAUGGGGAACAGAUGUAUCUGCGCACAUAGUCCGACUCUAAUUUGGCUUCUCAUACAGUUUCCAAAAAGGGACGGGUUGUGGCGGUCCCUACAAUACGAACCAGUUAUGUCGGAGCGUCUUCAACAGUGCAUACCUGGUCUCGCUGGGCAUCCUUGGCUUUCAGAUGCCUGUGCACGUUUUGCAGAAAUUGCUCAGAGAAGUGUCAUUCCACUUGAAAACAUUGACGCAGUACCACGUGAGACGAAAAUCAAUGAAUGUAAAGAUGAAGUGGAUUGCAUAAAUUUAAAAGCUUUUCAUCAAAUUUUCCAUCAGUUCUUCAUUGAUCUUUUAUUGAAUUCAGCAUGUCAACCUGAUUGGCCGAAUGAACCUAUUAAUAUCGAUCGCAUAAAUUUUCAUGAGUGCCAGUUAGAACUGACGAAGCAUUUCCAUGGUGUGGAUGAAUCUUCUUUGUUUAACAUAAUGGAAAACCUUCAGAAACUGUUGCAUAAGAAUGAACUGACGUCUAUUCAAAAUUUUUUUUUGCAUCUGUUUACAUUAGUAUUUUUUGUUUCUUAUGUACAACACUGUCAGAAGUUACCACCCAAAAAUUUUGUACUCUCUACUUUUGAAUUACACAAAAAUCCAGUUACUUCUCACAUUUUCUAUGAUUCGUUACUUCCUAUACUUCUGUCAAUACCAAAUCAUCGCCAUAGCGAAUAUAUUUUGCAUUUGCUAAAGAAUUCUACUCUUUCUGACCGAUACACGCUCCUGAGUAAAUUAUGUUUAUUGGAAUGUGAAUGGCCUACGGAUUCAUACCCUGUGUUAGAAUUCCUCUUCAGUACGUGUUUGACGCAUCUGUGGUCAUUGCCUGGUGUAUCCGCUAAACAACUUUUUGUACAAUUUGUGAAUAAAUUUAACUCAGAAACCCAAAGAGAUACCGAUCUGAAAAAAUCAGUUAAAUUUACUAAUAUGCUGGUCAAAUUUUUACGAAACUACUCCAACAAUCAGCUAUCGUUACCAUUCCCUGAGGAGUCGAAGACUAUUUUGAAGCAAUUGGCAAAUGAAAACUCCACUUUCCUUCAAAACACAUUAAUGAACUUAGUAUGUUAAAAAAAACAUAUGAAAUGAAAAAUAUAAUUCAAUUCUUCUACGUACAAUGUAUUGUAAUCAUGGUUUUUUCAAUAAAACAUUGUAAUUAACCAAGUCUUUCCUGUUUCUUUUUUCUAUUGUAAUUGUUUUUCCAUUGAAAUCUGUGAAUAUUGUGAGGUUUUUUAUAUUUCUAGAUAUCUCUAGAAUAAUGAAUAUC